UUCAGCGUCUCCUCCAAGAACGCGAGAGAGGGGGGGAUCGGGGCGGAAUGGCGGUGGAAAAAUCGGAUGUCGAGAUCUUUAAACCCCGCAACGACAAGCGGGAGUACCGGAGGAUCGUCCUCCCCAAUUCUCUGGAGGUCCUCCUUAUCAGCGAUCCCGACACCGAUAAGGCUGCUGCUUCCAUGGAUGUUUCUGUUGGCUAUUUCUGCGAUCCGGAUGGACUUGAAGGCCUGGCUCACUUUCUUGAGCAUAUGCUGUUUUAUGCUAGUGAGAAAUAUCCAGUGGAAGAUAGUUACUCAAAGUACAUUACGGAGCAUGGUGGUUCCACUAAUGCUUUUACGUCUUCCGAGCACACAAACUUUUAUUUCGAUAUCAAUGCGGACUGCUUUGAGGAGGCUUUAGAUAGAUUUGCUCAGUUCUUCGUUAGGCCUUUGAUGUCUCCUGAUGCUACACUUAGGGAAAUAAAAGCUGUCGACUCUGAGAAUCAGAAGAAUCUAUUGUCUGAUGCUUGGCGAAUGUCUCAGCUUCAAAAACAUCUAUGUUCAAAGGAUCAUCCAUAUCAUAGAUUCAGUACAGGAAAUUGGGAAACAUUGGAGGUUAAACCAAAAUCCAAAGGCUUAGACACAAGGCUUGAACUAAUUAAAUUUUACGAAGAGAGCUAUUCAGCAAACCUUAUGCACCUUGUUGUAUAUGGAAGAGAGGGCCUCAAUGAUAUUCAAAAACUGGUUGAAAGGAAGUUCUGUGAUAUUCGAAACACUGGACGGGACUGCUCCCAUUUUCUUGGUCAGCCUUGCUCAUUAGAACAUCUUCAGAUUCUUGUUAAAGCAGUCCCAAUAAAGGAAGGUCACACAUUGAGGAUUACAUGGCCAAUUACUCCUAGCAUACGGUAUUACAAAGAAGGUCCUUGCAGGUACCUUGGUCACCUUAUCGGGCAUGAAGGCGAGGGUUCUCUCUUUUACAUUUUGAAACAGUUAGGAUGGGCUAUAAGUCUGGGAGCUGGGGAAGGGGAUUGGAGUCUUGAGUUUUCCUUUUUCUCUGUGUCUAUUGUACUCACUGAUGCAGGUCAUGAGCAUAUAGAAGAUAUUGUUGGAUUAUUGUUCAGAUAUAUUCUCCUCUUACAGAAUUCUGGAGUCAUGAAAUGGAUUUUUGAUGAGCUUGCGGCAAUUUGUGAAACGGGGUUUCAUUAUCGAGACAAAAUCCGUCCUAGUCACUAUGUUGUUGAUAUUGCUUCAAACAUGCAGAUAUUUCCACCAAAAGAUUGGCUAGUUGCGUCAUCGUUGCCAUCAAAAUUUGUUCCAAAUACAAUUCAGAAGAUAUUGGAUGAGCUGAAUCCAACAAAUGUCAGAAUAUUCUGGGAAUCUAAAAAGUUUGAAGGAUCUAUGGACUCAGUUGAACCAUGGUAUGGAACCCCGUAUUCUAUUGAAAAAGUCACUGCUUCCACAAUCCAGCAAUGGAUAGAAAAUGCUCCUGAUAAAAAUCUACAUCUUCCAAAGCCUAAUAUAUUCAUCCCAACUGAUUUGUCACUUAAACAUGUCCAAGAGAAGGUUAAAUUUCCAUAUCUCUUAAGAAAAUCGUCAUUUUCAAGAUUGUGGUACAAACCUGAUACUAUGUUCUUCACUCCUAAAGCUUACAUCAGAAUAGAUUUCAACUGCCCUCAGUCAAAUUACUCGCCUGAAGCAGAGAUUCUCACUGCUAUCUUCACAAGGUUAUUAAUGGAUUAUUUGAAUGAAUAUGCUUAUGAUGCUCAGGUGGCUGGCCUUUAUUAUGCAAUACGCCACACUGACACUGGAUUUCAGGUGAUUGUGGUUGGUUAUAAUCACAAAAUGAGUAUUCUAUUAGAAACUAUAAUUGGGAAAAUCAAGCAGUUUGAAGUUAAACCAGACCGAUUUGCUGUGAUAAAGGAAACUGCAACAAAGGAUUAUGAGAAUUUUAAAUUCCAACAACCAUAUAAGCAAGCUUUGUACUACUGCUCUUUACUACUUGAGGACCAUACAUGGCCUUGGAGUGACGAACUUGAAGUCCUUCCUCAUCUUGAAGCGGAUGAUCUUGCAGAAUUCUUGCCACGCUUGCUUUCAAAGAUCUUUGUAGAGUCUUACAUUGCAGGAAAUGUUGAACCGCAUGAAGCAGAAUUAAUGGUCCAGCAUAUUGAAGAUACAUUAUUUAAGGCUCCACAUCCCAUAUCAAAAGCUCUGUUCCCAUCUCAGCAUUUGACAAAUAGAAUUGUGAAACUUGAAAAAGGUCUAAAGUAUUAUUACCCAAUCGAGGGUCUAAAUCAGAAGAAUGAGAAUUCUGCACUCGUCCAGUAUAUUCAGGUUCAUCAAGAUGAUAUUAAGUUAAAUGUUAAACUUCAGCUGUUUGCUCUGAUUGCGAAGCAACCAGCUUUCCAUCAGCUUCGAUCUGUUGAGCAACUUGGUUACAUAACUGUGCUUAUGCAAAGGAAUGAUUCUGGAGUGUGGGGUUUGCUGUUCUUGAUCCAAUCAACAGUACAGGAUCCAGCAAAGCUUGAUACAAGAGUAGAUGCUUUUCUUCAGAUGUUUGAAAGUAAACUGCAUGAAAUGACCGAUGAAGAAUAUAAGGGCAAUGUGAAUGCACUAAUUGGUAUGAAACUAGAGAAACACAAAAACCUCUGGGAGGAAUCCGCAUUCUAUUUGAGAGAAAUUGCUGAUGGAACUCUGAGGUUUGAUAGGAGAGAAUUGGAGGUUGCAGCAUUGAGAGAUCUCAAGAAAGAGGAACUGAUGGAUUUCUUCAACAACCAUGUCAAAGUUGAUGUACCACAUAGAAAGACUCUCAGCGUGCAUGUCUAUGGCAGUCUUCAUUCUGCUGAGUACAAAAGAGUGAUGCAAGAAGCAGAUCCACACCAAGUAUGUCAAAUUAAUGAUGUCUUCAGCUUCAGAAGGUCAAGGCCUCUAUAUGGUUCCUUCAAAGGUGGCCUUGGCCAGAUGAAAUUAUGAACUCUGUGAAGCGCAGCAUUUCUUCAUUUCUUUUCACUUUGCAGUUGUCUUGCAUUGCUUUAAAUUGUUAUCAAAUGAAUAUUGUGACUUUUGAACUAUUAUUUGAAUUCCUUUGAAUGAACUCGAGCAUAACAUUUUAACUUGUUGACUAUUGUCUGAUAUAAUUAUCUAGAAAUUGUUGCAAUACCGAUAUGAUAAAUUUGUUUU
Molecule: messenger RNA, 3158 nt
Organism: Phoenix dactylifera (date palm)
Lineage: Eukaryota; Viridiplantae; Streptophyta; Magnoliopsida; Arecales; Arecaceae
Product: Insulinase (Peptidase family M16) family protein
Biological process (GO): peptide catabolic process
Cellular component (GO): cytosol; mitochondrion
Molecular function (GO): metal ion binding; metalloendopeptidase activity
Source: RefSeq, a predicted model, not a curated record